Messenger RNA from Drosophila serrata, 1054 nucleotides. RefSeq lists its product as uncharacterized. The record is from RefSeq and is a predicted model, not a curated record. Lineage: Eukaryota; Metazoa; Arthropoda; Insecta; Diptera; Drosophilidae.
GAAGAAGUUGAAAAAAGGCGAAGUCAGACAGAAAGAUAAACCCAAAGACCAAGUUGAGCUCAUCAUCAUGCCAAGUUAUUGCCUCAUCAUAGGCUUGUGUCUCCUUGGACUAGCGGUGGCCAAGUCGGCGGAGGGAGAUCGAGACCACUGGGUCUGGCGUUCCUACAAUCGCAGGGAGCGCUCUUUCCGAGACAUCGAUCGGAGUUCACCCAUCAGGAAUUCGUAUGACAACAAGAUAAGACGCGAGCCCACCACCCGUCGACCUCUACCAGGAGAGCCGGAAAACGAUGAGAUCGAGGAUUAUGCGGAUGUGGAGCCCACCAGGUCAGCGGAUAGUCCCACUGUGGGCACACGUCAGUUCAAUCCCUAUGGCGGUCAGGCCAAUGCCGGCCAGUUUGGAGGAAUUGGUGGAGGCUACGGCGGUAGUCCGGGAGUGUUAGUGGGACCAGGUGGACCAACAGGAAUCAUUGGAAGACCUCCGCUAUACCCUAGUCCUUAUCAGCCGGGCUAUGGCGGUUUUACUGGAGCUCAGAACGGCAUUGGAGGUUAUCCUGGAGGAUAUGGAGGAGUGGGACAAACGCUUCCCGGUGCUGGCUUUCCAGGAACGACUGGAGGAACAGGUUUCAACGGCUAUCCCGGCAACGGACUGGGCCUGACUCAAUUCCCCGGCACUGGACAGUACCCAUAUGGAUCCUAUCCUGGCGGCGACUUCAACGGAAAUCAGUUUGCGGCUCCAGGUGGACAAUUCCCCGGACUGGGACAAUAUCCCAGCAAUCCUCAAUUCGGAGGACCACAGUACACUGAGGGUUACGGCUUGGCUGGAGGUUCAGGACUAGGACAACUGGGACUUGGUGGAAACGGAGGCUUCGGCUAUGGCGGAAAUUUCCCACCAGUCGGAGGAGGAUUUGGCUACGAUGAGAAAUCACCGGCGGUGGCCGAGGGCAAGAGUGCCAAGAAUGUGGCAGCAUCACCCAGAACGGUGAACGAUAAGAUCACCAAGAAGGUCUAAGAUUACGAUCUAAAAAUUGGGAGUACAACGCUUUGGUUUAAUGGA